Daphnia carinata is the source of this 1210-nucleotide messenger RNA. Its product is annotated as aspartate dehydrogenase domain-containing protein-like. NCBI's taxonomy places the organism in Eukaryota, Metazoa, Arthropoda, Branchiopoda, Diplostraca, Daphniidae. The transcript has 9 exons. Gene Ontology annotation, molecular function: L-aspartate dehydrogenase [NAD(P)+] activity; NADP binding. The coding region runs from base 136 to 981 and encodes 281 amino acids. Gene Ontology annotation, biological process: NAD+ biosynthetic process. The record is from RefSeq and is a predicted model, not a curated record.
UUCCCCCUCCCUUCUUCCAAUUCUGAGCGACCUUGGUGGAGUGAAGACGCUCGGCGAGCGAUUCAACAACAAGUGUGCGUGUUUUCAACUGUCAAACCGUUGCCGGAAUUGUUUCAAACAGAUAACGUGAACGACAUGAUUAAACUGAGGAUUGGAAUCGUUGGAUUUGGACACUUGGGUCAGUAUCUCUAUUCCAUGCUCGAAUCCCAUCCGCAGUUCGAAAUCGCUUUCGUGUGGAAUCGAUCGAAGCAUGUUUUGAUAGACCGUCACGUGGCGCCAUCUCUUAUCUUGGACAAACUGGAAAACAUUUUCGAAUUAGAGGUCGAUCUGAUCGUAGAAGUAGCUCACCCAUCGAUUACCAAGAAGUAUGGCCAACUAUUCUUGGAACACGGAGCCUAUUUCAUCGGAAGUCCAACCGCCUUGGCAGACCAGGAAACGUACGACCUACUGCAGAAGGCCACUAACACACAAAACCGGGCUGUGUACGUGCCCAGCGGCGCGCUCUGGGGCGGAGAGGACAUCAGAAGGAUGGCUCUUCAAGGCACACUAAAGGGCCUGACUAUAACUAUGGCAAAACACCCGUCCUCUUUCAAAUUAACUGAUUCUGAAGGCGACAUAACGACCAUCACAGAACCCAAAGUCGUCCACGAAGGAUCUGUUCGUCAACUUUGCCCGCUGGCACCUAACAAUGUGAAUACUAUGGCAGCAGCGGCCGUAGCUGCGAGUAAUCUAGGUUUCGAUAUGGUAUACGGACGCAUCAUUGCUGAUCCAAGCUUAUUGGACUGGCACGUAAUCGAAGUAGAGGUCACUGGACCGUCGCAAGCUGACGGACGCACUUUCACCACGAAAACAAUCCGCAAGAACCCAGCCGAUCCCGGCGCCGUCACCGGCACGGCCACUUUUGGCUCCUUCUUUUCAUCUCUUUUGAACGCCGCCCGCCGUCACGGCUACCACCCGGAAACAGGAUUCAUUCUCUGUUGAAGAAUCGUAAAAAAAAGAAAGGAAGCAAUCUCCAUGCUAAACAUUUACCUGCUAUUACAAGAACAUUCCGCGCUUAAAUCCCGCACUUAAAUUUGAAAAAAAAAAAACUUACGUUGUGCAACAAAAAUGCGUGGGAUUAAGAUGAAUAUUUGAUAUUUUCUUGAAAAACUUUUGCUGUAUGUUUGUUUUUUUCUCUCUACCAUUGACAUACAUUAAAUUGUUACAACGA